UGAUCGCGGACACUCGGACAUACUUUUGUACACUAGUGUCCAAGUGACCAAGAAGCAUAAAAUCAAAUUUUGCUAGUGACUUCAAAAUGCCCGUGUCAAUAACAAUAGAUAACAAACAAAAAAAAAACCAAAAAAAAGAACAGGUAUUAGUAUUAGCUCCACAAACAACCGGUUGGUUACCCAUUGCCCCGCCCCCUCUUGAACAACAACAACACCUCUGAACAACACAAAAGGCAUGUGUUCUGUUAUGUUUGGUUAGAGUUGUUUUAAUCUGUCGGGAUAAAAGUUUGAUUUUUGUUUGUAAUAUUUAUAUUCCAUUCUGAAAACAUGAGCUGCUUGAAGCUCUCAAAUUUUCCGGAGACUUUGAAGAAAACCGAAAUCGAAGAUUUUUUAAAGCAUUUCGGAGCAACUUCAGUGAAGUGUGUGGGGUCGAGAAACCCCAUUUCUUUUGCAACAUUUGACAGCGACAAAUCUACUGCAACUGCUCUGAAGAGACUGCACCAAUUAGAAGUUUUAGGAAACAAGUUAGUUGCAGUUUACAGCAAACGAAAACCCGAUGAUUGGACUGAAACAGAGCCAUUGAGAGAUCCUCAGACGUCACAAAGUGAUUCUACCAGUACAGAAAGUCAACGAUGCUACCAAAAAUUUUUGCAAAGCCUCAACGCUUGGAGUCUGUCGAUGGAAUUGAGUCAGCCACCUCCGUCUCAUUUGCUGUAUUUGUAUCCUCCGCCUUCUUUGGACGUUCUUGCCAACAUUUCACGAGCUUUAGUUGCUGUCCCAAAAUUUUACAACCAAGUUCUCCACUUAAUGAACAAAAUGAACCUGCCCUCUCCGUUUCACACCAGCUCACCAGAAUUUCGCGCUGCAAUUGCAUCUCUUUUUGGGCAACAAGUUAACCAGCCUGCGCCGUCAACGAUAGAUUCAAAUGGGCUGGCUGCUGAUCACGAGGAAGAAGCCAAGUCAUCGUCAAAUGAAUCAGAGUUGGAAAGUGACUCCGAGCCAGCAGCCAAAAUUCCAGAGUUCAUUCCGCUCAAGAGAAAACUCCCAGGAAGCAUAACCACUGCCAAGAGGCCAAAGUUGCUCAAGUCAACGACAGCAUCUGCGGUUUCCUCGAAAUCUGUGAUUCCAGUAACUGAUGUGUUUGAAGUUAGUUCAAAAGAGCCGCAAAAGAACAUUACACUUAAUCUUAGCGCUAAAGAAUCGCAUGAGAAAGAAUCGGAGAGGGAUGAUCAGUUGAACAAAAAGCAAGAGCAGGGUGGUUUUGGAGUUCUCUUUCCUGUUGUGCCCGAAGAGAGAGACGCCCAAGAGAAUGUGGAAGAGCAGGACCAAGAUGACUCGUACAUUUCCAUGUCUAAACUACGCUCUAAUCGAAUUCCGGAGAAAGAACAAGCAAAUCUUCCUGUGUAUCGAAAUUACCAGCCAGGCGCACCAUCGUGCAGACUUUAUAUUAAAAAUCUGGCAAAGACUACAACAGCAAGAGAACUGCACUUCAUAUUUAGAGCGUUCAUCGGCCACAAACCAACUGAUGAGGAGGACAACAAAAUGUUUGAUAUUUUGCACAUGACUGAGGGCCGCAUGAAGGGCCAAGCGUUUGUUACCUUUCCCUCGGUGUCCCAGGCGCAAACUGCUUUGCAAGAGGUGAAUGGCUACAUUCUGAAUGAUAAGCCAAUGGUCAUUCAAUUUGGAAGAUCAAAAGUACAAACAGUCUCAGAAAAACCAAACAAAUAAAAAUUUUAUAAAAU
This is a messenger RNA of Neocloeon triangulifer, 1742 nucleotides long. RefSeq names its product RNA-binding region-containing protein 3-like. Gene Ontology annotation, cellular component: U12-type spliceosomal complex. The record is from RefSeq and is a predicted model, not a curated record. Lineage: Eukaryota; Metazoa; Arthropoda; Insecta; Ephemeroptera; Baetidae. The transcript is spliced from 7 exons. The coding region runs from base 328 to 1728 and encodes 466 amino acids. Gene Ontology annotation, molecular function: pre-mRNA intronic binding; U12 snRNA binding. Gene Ontology annotation, biological process: mRNA splicing, via spliceosome.